GAUUGUGUAAUGCUUAAUUAAACAAACUAAAGAGAGGCGUGUUUGUGUACAUAAGUAUAUAUAUACAACGCUAGCAAGAGUAAUGGCUGAGCAAGCUGACAUUAAGACUGGAAAGUACUUCAAAACCCUCUUGGAUGAGAAGUUUAAGUACUACGAGGUUCUGAUACCUAACGAGUUCACCCCCAAACAACCCUGGGGAAGCUUCCCUCAAGACAAGUGGGAUGAACUAAGUGACCUAGGAGCUCGAGGGCAAUGCUACCCAGAAUGCUUACUGAACAGUGAUGCUGACCCCACUACACACAUCCCUAUAUAUCGUGUAUCCCAUAUUACACAUGAUGAGCCAGCAAACAGCAUCGAUUCUACAUUGCCACAAGGCUACUACACGUUCAAGACAAGGGCCAGACUAGGAAAACAAGGGAAUCUAACUUGGGACGAGGCUACAAGCUACGGUGGAGCAUUAGGAGAAACAUACAAACGAAUUGGAAAAGACAGAUUUGAGCAACUCCAGCGAUCAGAAGCGAGCCCUGUGUUCCCGGGUUAUCUAUCGUGGUGGGGAAUCGAUGUCAAGCCAUUUUAUGAGAAACAGAAGGGCAGAAGAUUGAAUUCUCAUAUUAACGAUAUCAAGAGGAAAAGCUACUAUGUGCCUGACUAUCUAAAGGAUAAGCCAAGUUCAAUGUACGGCAACAACUCCUACAGUAUAACAUUUCCUGACCUACUGACCAGCUAUCAGACAGCGAGAGACGAUAAGCCUGGGCGUAAAGUACAGCUUAAAGUAGGAGGAACUUUAUUGUAUAAGCAGGAAAUUUGCUACGUAGUGAUGGUUGGUCUAGAAGGAGACGAAGAGCUCAGAUCAAUGCCUUCUAUCGGGGAUUACAAACAAUUCCAACACAAUGGGCUUAUUAAUUCUGAAGGAGUAAUCAUCAAUCCACAUAAAACACCGAAUUUCAAAGCAUUUUUUAUCGUUAGCAGUUGGGAGAAUGAAAAGUUCAACUGGGAGCAACUAGUGUUCACACUGUAUUUCCCCAAACCAGAGCAAAAGCUCAGUUGCCAAAAGGAGCUAGUUCAAACCAGUUCUGUGGACCAUACGCUCUGCAUUUCUACUCAACCACCCCCUAAUGGAGGAAAAUGGGUGUGUCCAAACAAACUUUCAAGAGAAAAAUAAACAUAGAAAUACGCAGAUUCAGAGACUAAAACUAUUAAUUUACAAAAUUAAUGUGUGAGUGAUAUAAACAUACAUUGUCAUUGUCAUUGUCAUUGCCCUGUGUUUCAUCUGUGCUGUUUCUUG
Messenger RNA from Halichondria panicea, 1285 nucleotides. RefSeq lists its product as uncharacterized. The transcript is spliced from 2 exons. NCBI's taxonomy places the organism in Eukaryota, Metazoa, Porifera, Demospongiae, Suberitida, Halichondriidae. The record is from RefSeq and is a predicted model, not a curated record. Bases 83 to 1162 code for a protein of 359 amino acids.